AGCAUUCGAGAAGGAUUAGAAAGCAAAUUUUAUUAGAGAAAUGUUGUUUGAUACGAAUGCUGACGAGCUGUAUUGAAUAAGCGGUAAACACGUUUAUACGCCCACUAAGCCGGUGUCACAUUUUUAUAGAAAGAUGGCCAAGAUAGACAAACAAGCGAUUCGUGACGCUUAUGAAGAGGUCCGAAACGAUGGCACUGAUACUAAUUGGGCCGUAAUGAAGUAUGAUGGGUCAGAUAUUGUAUUGAGCGCCACUGGGUCUAGUUUUGAAGAUUUUGCGUCCAAUUUUAGCGAUGACGACCGAGUAUAUGCUUUCCUACGUGUGGUAGCAGGUGAUGAACUUAGCAAAAGGGCAAAAUUUGCCUUAAUUGUAUGGCUGGGUAAAAAUGUGUCUGGAAUAAAAAGAGCGAGAAUGGGUCCUGACAAGUCAGUAGUCAAAGAAGUUAUACGUAGUUACGCCGUAGAACUAAUGAUUAACGAGAAAUCAGAACUAAAUGAAGACUUGAUUAGAAAAGAAAUAAUGAAGGCUGGUGGUGCUAAUUAUGGAACAGGAACUCGUGAUUGACAUCUCAGGACUCUAGUUUCAACAGACGAAAAGAACAGGAAGAAAAUGGAUGGUGUAUUCAGCCUGUCUCAUAUUUUAAUGAUAUUUAUAUACACCUGUAUACCGUUUUUACUUUAUUUUAAGGGACAGAACAAGUGAUAUUCUUUUUAUUUAGAACCAACUAGAUAUUUCUUACUAGUGUCAACGAAAUUAAUCGUUUGAUCGAUCUUAUUGGACAAUAUACAUGUUUACAUUUUCAGUAUUUUUUUACUGAUGUUUUGAAGGACAAAUAAAAGUUACAUGUACAUGA
Molecule: messenger RNA, 851 nt
Organism: Saccostrea echinata
Lineage: Eukaryota; Metazoa; Mollusca; Bivalvia; Ostreida; Ostreidae
Product: coactosin-like protein
Exons: 5
Coding region: 134-562 (142 amino acids)
Biological process (GO): regulation of actin filament polymerization
Cellular component (GO): site of polarized growth; actin filament; cortical actin cytoskeleton
Molecular function (GO): actin filament binding
Source: RefSeq, a predicted model, not a curated record